Messenger RNA from Solea senegalensis (Senegalese sole), 814 nucleotides. It is a transcript of the gene sf3b5, whose product is annotated as splicing factor 3b, subunit 5. Gene Ontology annotation, cellular component: U2 snRNP; precatalytic spliceosome. Lineage: Eukaryota; Metazoa; Chordata; Actinopteri; Pleuronectiformes; Soleidae. Bases 149 to 409 code for a protein of 86 amino acids. Gene Ontology annotation, biological process: mRNA splicing, via spliceosome. The transcript is spliced from 2 exons. The record is from RefSeq and is a predicted model, not a curated record.
UUCUUUUUACAGGGGAGCUUUACCGGAAGUCAUACCUCCAGUGUUUGUGGUGCGGGGGAAACGAAGUCGCCUCAGUCUCUUAAUUUACUUCUGUUUUCUCCAUUCAGUUCUUUACGUUUUACCGGAGCUUCAGGAAAUAUCAGCCAGAAUGACGGACAGGUACAACAUCCACAGUCAACUGGAGCAUCUCCAGUCUAAGUACAUAGGCACUGGACACGCCGACACCAGCAAGUGGGAAUGGCUGGUGAACCAGCACCGGGACUCUUACUGCUCCUACAUGGGGCAUUUUGACCUGCUCAACUACUUCUCCGUUGCUGAGAAUGAGAGCAAAGCUCGCGUCCGCUUCAACCUGAUGGAGAAGAUGCUCCAGCCAUGUGGACCACCAGCAGACAAACCAGACGAUGCUUAGGUUACACUUUUAGCCUGGUGUGGGUUUUUCUUUUUUUGUAGUGAAUAUUUUUUAAAGGAUUUUGUUAAUUUUUCUUCAUUUUGAUUUUUCUGUUCUGGGUGCUUCUAAAGUGAUGGAGUGGAUGAUCAUAUACACAAUACAAGAUGCCUGGACACUCAUCGUUAUGUUUGCGUCUGGAUCACUAAUAAAAACAUUACUUCUUGACCUGUAAGGGCCUGCAACUUUCAGGAAGGAUAGCUGUGACGUUCAAGAAGAACAGAUUCAAGACCUGUACAUUCUCCAGAGAACAUAAAAGUUAAUUGUACAACUUAAUGUUCCAUAUCAUCUGUGAAAGCAUUUGUAUUGACUGGGCUGCAUUUUAGCUCUGAAAUGUCUUUGAAGAUAAUUAAAAUUGUUUUUUCUCUA